This is a messenger RNA of Striga hermonthica, 1545 nucleotides long. NCBI's taxonomy places the organism in Eukaryota, Viridiplantae, Streptophyta, Magnoliopsida, Lamiales, Orobanchaceae. The record is from the annotation of a GenBank genome assembly.
AUGCCCCCGACGGCAUGGCGGAGGACUUCUACUAGUGAGCUUGGUCAACAGGUACAACGUGAUCCUGGUGCGGCUGUCAUCCAGCGACUACGCUGGCUGCGUGGCAGGAUGUCGAGACUUGAGAGAAUUGAGGGAGAGAGAAAAUUAAGAGCCGAACGAAGAGGAUUCAGCCGUGUUUUGGAGGGAUUUUCGGUGACGAUUUUCGGCGGCGAUCAAGACUUAGAGAUGGCUACGAGAGUUACAGCUCCAGAGAAACCAAGAGUUGAAGGGAAGCAGAAGAAUGGAGGCCAGGCUGAGGGCAGAAAUAGGCGAGUUUUGCGAGACAUUGGGAACAUGGUGGCGGCUGCAGCUCCUGCUGUUGAGGGGAAGCACCAGAAUCAGAUCACUCGCCCCAUCACUAGGAGUUUUGGAGCACAGUUGUUGGCAAAUGCCCAAGCAGCCGCUGAGAAGAACAACUUCAAGAAGCCAUUAGCCGAGAAUGCAAAUGUGCUGGUCGGAAGAGACGGGGCUGCAAAAGCGGCCGUUCCUGUCAAGAAGGAACCUCUGAAGCUGAAGACUAAUGAAGCCGUGGUUGUUAGUAGUCCCCCGAAAGAAAAAGUCUACAAAAGUGGUGAAAAAGUGAAGGAAGGAUCAUCUAAGAAGCACAACAAGACUCUCACCUCAGUCCUCACAGCUCGUAGCAAGGUUGCUUGUGGAAUUACCAAGAGGCCUAAGGAUCUGAUAGUGGAUAUCGAUGCUGCUGACAUGGACAACGAGCUGGCGGCAGUCGAGUAUGUGGAGGAUAUCUACAAAUUCUACAAGCUUGCUGAGGAUGAUGGCCGGGUUCGCGACUACAUGGAUUCGCAGAAAGAAAUAAACUCCAAGAUGAGGGCCAUUCUUGUGGACUGGCUGGUUGAAGUCCACAAGAAGUUUGAACUGAUGCCCGAGAGCCUUUACCUUACGAUCAACAUCGUGGAUCGGUUUCUUUCCCUUAAAGCUGUCCCGAGGAGGGAGCUUCAGUUGGUGGGCAUUAGCUCAAUGCUAAUUGCAUGCAAGUAUGAAGAGAUAUGGGCACCAGAGGUGAGCGAUUUCAUAGCUAUAUCAGACAAUGCUUACGUGAGAGAGCAAGUACUUCUCAUGGAAAAAGCGAUUCUUGGGAAACUCGAGUGGUACCUAACUGUUCCAACUCCAUACGUCUUUCUGGUUCGAUACAUCAAGGCUUCUAUCCCGGCCGAUAACGAGAUGGAGAACAUGACAUAUUUCUUUGCUGAGCUUGGGUUAACAAACUAUGUGACCAUCAUAAGCUACAGCCCCUCUAUGCUUGCUGCUAGUGCUGUGUAUGCUGCACGUUGCACGCUCAACAGGACCCCUUCUUGGACUCAAACCUUGAAGCACCACACGGGCUACUCUGAAGAUCAGCUUAUGGAGUGUGCGAAGCUGCUGGCGGGUUUCCAUUCGGGGCUUGCGGAAAAUAAGCUGAAAGCAGUUUCAAGGAAGUACUCAAAACCGGAGAGAGGUGCCGUUGCUUUGUUUCCACCGGCAAGAACCCUUCUUCUAACAGACUGA